GGCUGUAGUGUGUGUACAGAGAGGCCGGGACAGGAAGAGGCAGUGUGUACUGGGUGUACUGAGUGUGUACUUGGGUGUGAGGCUCCCCGUGUGUCUGCUCCGGGGCCACAAGUGAUCAGGAGGGUCACAGCAUGGCAGCCAAGGCAAAAGUUUUGUAUGAAUUUGUGGCGGAACCUGGAAAUAAUGAGCUGACUGUGAAAGAAGGGGAAAUCAUUACAAUAACCAAUAAGGAUGUUGGCGGAGGAUGGAUUGAAGUAAAGAAUAAUCAUGGUGACAGAGGACUUGUACCAAUAGACUAUGUUGAGAUAAUUUCUGAUGGAGCUCCUUCCAACAAUACAGCUCCAGAUUUAUCUUUCUUUGAUUCUCUUUCUGCCAUCACUGCUCAGGCUGCCAGUGUCAACAACGGUGAACAGGCCAAAAGCACAAAUGACCCUUGGUCAAGUUGGAAUGCACCUAAACCACCUACAUCUGACAGUGCAAAUGAUCCUUGGGGAGGAAACCAGAAAGAUUCCACAUCAAACAACUGGGAUUCUGGAUAUGGACAUCCACAGGCUUACCCAAACCCAGCUGCUGAUGAUGAUGAGUGGGACGACGACUGGGACGAUCCUAAAUCCUCUCCUCCUGGUUUUCUUGGUUACAAAGAUUCGGAGUCCUCUGAUCCUGGAGCAGCUCAACGGGCAGGAGGAAGACCGGCCUCCAUGAGGAUACCUCUUAACAAAUUUCCUGGCUUUGGAAAAUCAGGAGUUGAACAGUAUCUGUUAUCUAAACAGACAACAAAACCCAAAGAGAAAAUCUCCGUUAUUAUUGGAGAUUACGGCCCAAUGUGGGUCUACCCAACCGCAACAUUCGACUGCGUUGUGGCCGAUCCUAAGAAAGGAACCAAAAUGUACGGCCUGAAGAGUUAUAUUGAAUACCAGCUAACGACAACAAACACAAACCGUGCAGUUAACCACAGAUAUAAGCACUUUGAUUGGCUAUACGAGCGUCUUCUAGUGAAGUUUGGACUAGCCAUUCCCAUUCCUUGUCUUCCAGAUAAACAAGUCACAGGUCGUUUUGAAGAAGAAUUUAUAAAGAUGCGUAUGGAGAGGUUACAAUCAUGGAUGUCUCGAAUGUGCCGCCAUCCUGUUGUAUCAGAGAGUGAUGUUUUCCAGCAGUUUCUUAAUUUUCGAGAUGAAAAGGAAUGGAAGACUGGCAAGAGGAAAGCAGAAAAGGAUGAACUGGUUGGCAGUAUGAUAUUUUCCACAAUCGAUCCUGAAGCCGAUGACCUGGACAUGUCAGAAGUAGAACAGAAGUGUGAAGCGGUCAGCAGGUUCACAAGAGCCAUGGAUGAUGGUGUGAAGGAUUUGCUCAACGUGGGCCAGGAGCACUGGAAACGAUGCACAGGGCCACUGCCGAAAGAAUAUCAGAAGAUAGGAAGAGCUUUGCAGAAUUUAUCGUUGGUUUUCAGCUCCAGUGGCUAUCAAGGUGAAACUGAUUUAAACAAUGCUAUCACAGAAGCAGGGAAAACAUAUGAAGCAAUAGCCACCUUGGUGGAAGAGCAGCCAAGGAAAGAUCUCCAUUUCCUGAUGGAAACCAAUCAUGAGUACAAAGGCUUUCUGAGCUGCUUUCCAGACAUGAUUUCUGCUCACAAGGCAGCCAUUGACAAGGUAAAGGAAAGUGAUAAAUUGGUGGCUACUAGUAAAAUAACACAACAGGACAAGAUCAACAUGGGGAAGCGAGUAAGCACAAUGUCAUAUGCACUUCAAGCUGAAAUGAAUCAUUUCCACUCUAAUCGAAUUUAUGAUUACAACAGUGUCAUUCGCCUGUACCUGGAGCAGCAAAUACAGUUUUAUGAAACGAUUGCUGAAAAGCUGAAGCAGGCACUAGGCCGUUUCCCCGUCAUGUAAGAAAUCCAAAGCCUGGAUCUGAAGGUUUAUUGGAAGUGCCUUCCUAUGAAUUUAAUUGGACAUUGAAAAACAGCCCUUUGGACACUGCACCCCCCGGAGGAUAAACUUAGAACUGCACAGCUGCAAGUGUGCUUACGCCAAGUUGAUUAUUUUUCCCAGAAAGACUGCUUUUCCAGCGCACUAAAAUACCACAGCUUAUGAAAUGCAUGUUCAUUUUCAGAUAAAAUCAAAUCGUCAUCUAUAGCAUCACCCUCUUUUUUACUUCUCAGCCUGUUCAUUGCAAAGAGCGAAGGUGCUAUAGCCACGUCUGUGGAAUGCCUUGGAUUCCCUGUGGCACCUGUCCUGCCUAUAACCAACACUGCUAUUUGAUUGGAUGCACAUUAUAUCUUUCAAAGUAAUCUUUGAACUGAACCUUCAUUCAUGGACUCAUGUUCUGUCCACUAACACUAAGUGCGAUUUAUGAAGAAAAUCUAUUCACCGUGCGAUAUACAUAUACCGCAAUAUUGUUAUUACCCGGCCUUGUUACAACUGCAUUUUUUUCUUAUGUUAAGUUUAAUUAAACUUUGUUGUGCAACUCAGGAAAAAAAUGUAUCAUAAAGUUAGGUUUCCUUUUAUUAAUAAACAAAAGAAACUGA
Molecule: messenger RNA, 2521 nt
Organism: Rana temporaria (common frog)
Lineage: Eukaryota; Metazoa; Chordata; Amphibia; Anura; Ranidae
Gene: SNX9
Product: sorting nexin 9
Exons: 18
Coding region: 132-1886 (584 amino acids)
Biological process (GO): endocytosis; cleavage furrow formation; mitotic cell cycle
Cellular component (GO): cytoplasmic vesicle; plasma membrane
Molecular function (GO): phosphatidylinositol binding; protein binding
Source: RefSeq, a predicted model, not a curated record